Pestalotiopsis fici W106-1 is the source of this 1902-nucleotide messenger RNA. RefSeq lists its product as uncharacterized. Gene Ontology annotation, cellular component: nucleus. The transcript has a single exon. NCBI's taxonomy places the organism in Eukaryota, Fungi, Ascomycota, Sordariomycetes, Amphisphaeriales, Sporocadaceae. Bases 1 to 1902 code for a protein of 633 amino acids. The record is from RefSeq and is a predicted model, not a curated record.
AUGGCCUAUGAGCCAGCCGAAGAGUCGACUGCGGACAAUGGUAACUUUUUCGGGGAAGGCUUCAAUGGCUUUCCACGGCAACUUCCCGAAAACUGCGUCGAGUAUAUCAUUCUGAUCAUUGACAACCAAUUGGAAGCGCGCAAGGUUUUGUCCUCGUUAGAAGCCGUUCGAAAAGCUGCAGUGCGACUUACUGAGAAAUUGACCAAGGACUACAUAUGGCAGCGGGAUGGACUGCAACUUGAUGUGCAGAGCGACAAGGGACUCGUUUACUUGCGUGGUACCAGCUACUAUGGCGACUCUGUUGAAGACGAAUGGCUGAUUGUCUAUCUGCUCCGAGAGCUCUCCAAGUCCUUUCCGAAUCUGUGGAUUCGCGUGUUCGACAGCGACGGAGAAUUCUUGUUAGUCGAAGCUGCCAACGUGCUGCCCUCGUGGUUGAGCCCCGAGGUCGAUAGUAAUCGUGUGUGGAUUCACCAGGAGAAGCUGUUCAUCAUCCCGCUAGACAAGAACCCUCAUGGAAAACGACCGUUGACCCUGGAGGAUGCUGUCCAUCAUCUCAAAACGGAACCACGGUCAAAUCUUGUUCAUUCCUCGUUCAUCGAGGCGGAGGCUUUCUAUCGCCUUGAGAAGUAUCCUGGCCAGAUCAACGACUCACUCCAUCAUUCGCUUGCCACCAUUCCGCGGAAGCUGGCGUACAUACUACACGAGAAGCCCACGGCCAUUGCUCUUGCUGUCGAGGCAUUCUAUCUCAGAGACCCCAUCUCCAUGAAAUCCUUACUAUCCCCCAUGCCAGAACUCAAAUUUCCCCCUCAGGAUUUGGUCACUGUCAGUGUCAAGUUUACCAAAGUUCUGUACGCUCAAUUGAAAUCUCAGCGGUUCACGCAACCCCCGGCAUGGGUUCCUGUCAUCGAGGCGGCCGAAAAGGGGAUAUCAGGUGCAGCCGAGUCUCAGCAGUCUCUUGAUCGACUGGAGCUUGGCAUGAAGAUUACAAGCGGUUCUGAAAUGCUAGCCACCAAUGCUGAGACGAAAGAUAGUCGUAUAGCACGCGAGGUUGCUAUUCUCCUAGACGAUCUCGAAGAAGACGGAGAUUCAAUACUCCCAAGCGAUGCCCUAAUCCAGGCAUGGCCAAACGUCUCACGAGACGAUGACGAUUCGUGGAUGGACAUCAACUAUGCAGAUUUUGAAGAUCAACUUGACGGCAGGGGCGCCGCUGCAAGAGAGAAGAAAUCCGGAUUUGGCGACACAGCGGCGCAAGCUGAUCUGCAGAAAAUCGUAUCACGUUUCGAGUCUUUCUUGAACGAUGAGACCGCCGGCUACGAAGGCGCAGAAUUGAACGACAUGGAUUUUGACGACGACGACUCCUCGGACGACGAUGAGAAUAGCGAAGAUGAAGACAAGGAUGUCAGUUUCGAUGAAGAACAAUUCUCUCGCAUGAUGAGAGAGAUGAUGGGUAUGCCAUCCGAGGCGCAAGCAAAGCCGAGCUAUGAUGUCAAGGCGAAGGCGCGACAGGGGGAUUCGGACUGGCCCAAACAAAAGGUGCAAAGCGAAGACGAUGACAAAGAAGACGAAGAAAAGGCGAUUCGACAGCUUGCAGCACAGAUGGAGUCGGAAUUGAACGAGCAUGGUGCCCUGAGGCUUGAUUCCAAACCUGAAAAGACCAAGGCACUGAAGCAGAGAGGCGAUCAAACAAGCGCAGAGGCGGAAGGGGGCAUCACGCACGGGGAGACGGACGAUGGCAGCAGCGAUGAGGAGAUCGACAUUGAUUACAAUCUUGCAAAGAAUCUGCUGGAAAGCUUCAAGGGCCAGGUCGGAAUGGCAGGACCCGCCGGGAAUAUUUUGGGUAUGAUGGGGAUGAAACUGCCACGAGAUGAGGACGAGGAUGAGGACGAGAAGAACAAAGAUUAA